AUGAGGAUGGCCGUGGGCUCAGUCAAGAUGCAGCCUCCGUGCGAGAGCCCGGCCUUGGCCCGGGCAGUGGCGGUGGCAGCGGCUGACAGCGCCCUGCGCCGCAGCCCCUGCGCCCAGGAGCCCGCGCGCGAGCAGCCGCCGGUGCCGCCGAGGCCGCGGCUCAGGGACCUGCCGGCGCUGCUGCGGAGCGGGCUCACGCUGCGGAGGAAGCGGAGCGUGGCCGGGGCCCGGGCUCACGCGAGAAGAAUUUCCAAUCCGUACCUUGAACAUACUUCUUCUCAGAUUUAUGGGGAGAAUUCUUCUUGCGCGGGAAGAGCGCUGAGGAAUAUCAUCAUCGUCCAGGCAGCUGACCUGAUAAAGGACAGAGCCAACUUCAAGGGAUUUUACAGGAGAAGCUGCGUCGGGUCAGAACUUGUUGACUGGCUUCUAGAACACUGUCCUUUCGUCCAGUGCAGAUCUAUGGCCAGAGGGGUCUGGCAGCUCCUACUGGACAUGGGGAUUAUGUCAUCAGUGGACCAGCAUUUAUACUUUCAGGACACCUAUGUGUUCUAUCAGUUUUCAUCUGAUGAAUGCAGCUACUUGUACUGUGAAUUUGAACGAGAAGAAGAAUGGCAAAACGGUGUCAAACUGUUACUACAGCUUGUGCCUGUCAUUCCCACCAGAGAUGGCAUCUGUGAACUGUCUCAUCAGAAAAUUGAAGACUCAGAAGAAAGCAGUGAUGAAAUUCUUGCUCGUCUAACGUCUGCGGUGCAGAGAGAACUAGCAGCUGUUAUUGCUUUGAAAGCGAAGAAGUCUGCAAUUGAACAGGAUGAGGAAAGCAGUGACAAGCACAGAACUGUGGCCGAAGCUGAAGGUGUUCCCGAUUCUCAGGCAGGGGUGAUGUGCAAGCUUCAGGAGAGAGAUGACAUCAGGCGAAUCGAACUGGUCCAGAAGCUGGCGAGAGAAAACUGUCAGUUUUUGCAGACAGACAAAAAAGAACAGGAGAAAUCUGAACACCAGGAUGAUGAAGUGACAACUGUUAGAGAGCAAGAGCAGAAUGUCCUGGUGCUGAAGAAAGUGCAGCGCGGUGGCCCCGCCCCCCCAGGCGGGAGCAAAGACAGCGAUUGGAGAUACGUGGUCGUGUCCGGGACCCCAGAGAAGAUCUUGGAGCACCUUUUGAAUGACUUGCACCUGGAAGAAGUCCAGGACAAAGAAACAGAGACCCUCCUUGAUGACUUCCUUCUCACGUACACUGUCUUCAUGACAACCGACGACCUGUGCCAGGCGCUGCUGCGGCACUAUUCUGCUAAGAAGUAUCAAGGCAAAGAAGAAAACUCAGAUGUUCCUUGUCGGAAACGUAAGGUCUUACAUCUUGUUUCCCAGUGGAUUUCUCUCUACAAAGACUGGUUACAGGAAGAUGAACACUCCAAGAUGUUUUUAAAGACCAUAUACAGGAACGUGCUGGAUGAUGUAUAUGAAUAUCCAAUACUUGAAAAAGAACUGAAAGAAUUUCAAAAGAUACUUGGAAUGCAUCGUCGUCACACCGUAGAUGAAUAUUCACCACAAAGGAAGAAUAAAGCCCUUUUCCACCAAUUCAGUCUUAAGGAGAACUGGCUUCAGCAUAGAGGAACUGUGACCGAAACAGAGGAAAUUUUUUGCCAUGUGUACAUAACAGAGCACUCCUAUGUCAGUGUGAAGGCAAAAGUUUCCAGUACAGCCCAAGAGAUCCUGAAAGUUGUGGCAGAGAAGAUCCAGCACGCAGAAGAGGAUCUGGCUCUGGUGGCCGUCACAUUCUCGGGGGAAAAGCAUGAACUUCAACCAAAUGACUUGGUCAUCUCCAAAUCUCUGGAAGCAUCUGGUCGGCUACACGUCUACCGGAAAGACCUGGCUGACACUUUGAACCCAUGUGCUGAAAAUGAGGAAUCACAGCAAAGGCCGUUGAGGAUUUUGGGAAUGAACACUUGGGAUCUUGCUCUGGAAUUAAUGAAUUUUGAUUGGAGUCUCUUCAAUUCAAUUCACGAGCAAGAGCUGAUCUAUUUCACAUUCAGCAGACAAGGAAGUGGGGAGCACACCGUGAACCUCAGCCUUCUGCUCCAGAGGUGCAAUGAGGUCCAGCUCUGGGUGGCCACGGAGAUUCUGCUCUGCAACCAGCUGGGCAAGAGAGUGCAGCUGGUGAAAAAGUUCAUCAAAAUCGCCGCUCACUGCAAAGCCCAGAGAAACCUGAAUUCUUUCUUUGCUAUUGUGAUGGGUCUCAACACUGCUUCUGUCAGCCGGCUGUCACAGACCUGGGAGAAAAUCCCUGGGAAAUUUAAGAAACUUUUCUCUGAACUUGAAAGUCUAACGGAUCCUUCCCUGAAUCACAAAGCCUACAGAGAUGCAUUCAAAAAGAUGAAGCCGCCCAAAAUCCCUUUCAUGCCCUUGUUGCUUAAAGAUGUAACAUUUAUUCAUGAGGGAAAUAAAACAUUCUUGGAUAAUCUUGUCAACUUUGAAAAGCUGCACAUGAUUGCAGACACCGUCCGAACCCUGAGACACUGCAGGACUAACCAGUUUGGAAGUGACAUGUCUCCAAAAGAGCACCAAGAGUUAAGAGCCUACGUCAACCACCUGUAUGUCAUUGACAGCCAGCAGGCCCUGUUUGAGCUCUCGCACAGGAUCGAGCCGCGGGUGUGAGCCCCGCCCCCGAGGGACUGCAGCGCUCGGAGCUCCGGAGGCAGUGCCCGCACGUCCCUCCCCACGAGGAAAGGAGUUGCUGAGUUUUAUCAGCAACUCACAAGACACACACAGGAAAGCCCACCAAAGCCUGCUCAGGAAGUGACACCAGCCACCGAGAGGGGGGAGGCCUCUCCUCGCCGCUCUCGGAAGGAGAAGGCGGAAGAGUCAGAGCUUCUUGAAACGGAGAAGUCUGGUUUCUGAUGCUGACAAUGUCGAUCCCAUCCAGCUUCCAACUCCAGAUGUGCCAGCACCAAGACAAGGGGGCAUGUCUUGUUACAGGGACCAAAUGUUUCAGGAAGAGUGUGCAUGAAAAAGGAACCCGUGUUACUGUGCCUGGGAGCAGGCUGGGAAGAAAGCGGCUUGUUUGAACACCAGAAGACGGUGAUGGCAUCUCCCAGUUUCCAGGGGGGAGGCGUGGUCUCUGUCGAUACAAGCGGUCACCUCAGCAAAGGCCACCUGUGUCUAGGGAGUGAGGGAGGACCAGCAGCUGGCAUCCAUGCGCUGAGUUCCAAAAGGGAAACGUCAAGGCAUGCACUUCUCUGUACCCACAACCACUUAGGGGUGUCAGCUCGCUGGUGAAAUUCACUUCUGCACGACUGAUUUGCAACUAUGGGCAAGUUAGGCUAAGUUGCCUUGCCGAUAAGGGAAAAGAGGAAUCUUUAGGAAGUGAACCCACUGUUUAAUUUCCGGGGCUUUUCUUUACAUGUGCAAACAGGCUCUCACCUGCUAUUGGAAAGAUGGUUUUUGAAGAGCACAGUGCCUGACACACUGCAGGCGCUCCGCAACUGCUCACCCAGGUGACGGAGUCCCAGAGGUCUGCAUUCUUGUGCCUGCGGGCACCCUGUGCUCCGCUCCCCUCGCCCACAGUGUGCAGGGAGGUGCAUGGCACUCUCUGGAGAAGAGCAAGGUAGGAAGAUGGUGCUGAUCGCCCAUCUCACGCUAAAUGCAAAGAGCCAGGAAAUAGCCAAAUGUCUGAUUUACCUUAGAUACUUAUGAGCCCUAGAGUUCACCCUCCAACCAAGACGGCAGCCUUCCUAUAACUUGUCUUUCUUUUUAAAGAGUCUUUGAAGUAUUUUUUUAUGCCCAUUUUUAUAGAUUAGGGCUCCUCCAGUAAAUAAGACCCUUGCUGUUCUCGGAACUGGUUCAAGUUCCCUCGACCUUCACAAACGCCUGUGGAAUACAGUAGCGACACCCGCCCUCGCCAGCUAGAUCCUCGUCACGUUCCGACGUGCAGGGGCCCGGCUUCUGUGUCAGGCCCACUCGUGCCCCGCUCAGGUGAGCCCUGGCCACCGCCACCUGUUCACGGCUCAGGUGCCGCACAGAGCUGCUCCCCUGCCUCAUCGGCACGUCCUUCCUGAGCGGGGCCCUGUGCUUCCUGACCCCUCGCUAGCCAUGCUGUUUGCUGGGCUCGGGAACCACACUGAGCCCUAUCGGAAGGAGCCAGAUUUGGGGUUGACCUUCCAAAGAGAUUCAGUCUGUCCCAGCACGUAAAACUUCAGUCCUGAAAAGAACAGGAUUUUGUCGAAAGGCGCCAUCUAGGACGGGUCCUCUUAGAGAAACGCCCCUGGCUGCUGGGACUGGCGUGAGACCCACUGCAGGAGCCCGGAACCAGGGCAGACACUGGGGAGGCCUCUCCUGGCAUCGCUGAGGACGGCAGGGCUGGCAGCACACACAGGUGUUCUCGUCUGGGCCCUCUGCUGGCAAGUCCCCUGGCCCAGUCAGGUCAUCCAAGCCCGUUUCAGCAUUGUCUCCGUGUGUUGCCAUUUAAAUUUUUAUUCACAUAAGAUCCUCAUUGUUCCAACUAAAACUACUUCAGUUGUUCUAGCAGAGAGCUCUUUCAGCAGAGCACCUGUUGCUUAGACCUCAAUUCAAAUGUGCACAUGGCCCAGCAAAUCCAGCGGGCGUCCGGUUUAAACACAGCCUGACAGUGGGCAGAGUGCCCCGUGGCAUGGGUGGAAGCAGGCUGGCGAGAGCGUGGCGCUGUCCGCCGACUCCUCCAGCCGGGCUUGGGUGGCUCUCGGGCGGCUGAGGGAAGGGAGGGUUUUGUUCAGUUUAGAUUUGCUUUCCCAGCUCUAUCUUCUGAAUGUGAAAAUCUCCAAAUCUUUCUCAACUUUUUUUUUUUAUCCUCACCCAAGGACU
This is a messenger RNA of Molossus molossus (Pallas's mastiff bat), 4830 nucleotides long. RefSeq names its product Rap guanine nucleotide exchange factor 5 (gene RAPGEF5). The transcript has 26 exons. The record is from RefSeq and is a predicted model, not a curated record. Gene Ontology annotation, biological process: positive regulation of GTPase activity; Ras protein signal transduction. Gene Ontology annotation, cellular component: plasma membrane. Lineage: Eukaryota; Metazoa; Chordata; Mammalia; Chiroptera; Molossidae. Gene Ontology annotation, molecular function: guanyl-nucleotide exchange factor activity. Bases 1 to 2649 code for a protein of 882 amino acids.